Cladocopium goreaui is the source of this 2678-nucleotide messenger RNA. The record is from the annotation of a GenBank genome assembly. Lineage: Eukaryota; Dinophyceae; Suessiales; Symbiodiniaceae.
GCAAUCGUAUCAGCCCUGUGUUCGCCUUUCCCUCUGACUUUCUGGGCUAUGGCGCCGUUUAUUUUAACUUUGUGCACGCAUGCUGCAUUGCACACAUUUUGCAGCACACCAAUUGGAGCUUGCCAGUGCGACCCAGGGGCGAGCGCCAAAAACGGAGAGUUCUUCCAACACUAUUUGGGUGCUCCCUUUCCAUUGGGCUCCUUUCGAUGCUGGUGAUUCUCCUUGUGAUGCAGGACGUUUUUCCAAUGACCCAUGGACAGGAUUUCAGGUGUUUUCCGUGCCGUUGCUCUGACAAUGCUGACUCAGCUGGCCAACAGAUUGACAGCUGCACCCUUGCAGCCGUCCUCAGACAGAAGCAGGUGAACCUGGCUGCGAAGAACAUCACUGCCGUGGACCCAAAGGCUUUUAGCUCACUUGGACAUGUGCAUCGAAUGUCAUUGGCGAACAACAGCUUGAUCCAUCUGCCUCCGGGCCUCUUCGAAGGUCUAUCAUCAUUGGAGCAGUUGGACUUGACCCGAGUUGAGUUGGCAACACUUCACGAAGAUUCCUUUCGGGGCUUGGAGCAGCUGAAACUAUUGGCGAUGAGCGACAACCAGCUCACCGAGCUCUCGGCUGCGAUGCUGCGACAUUUGCCGCUGUUGGAGCAGCUUCUCUUGGGCGGCAAACGGGACGAGGAGGGCAGGGUCAUCGUGCAGGGCAAUCGCAUAAAAAAGCUCGGAACCAUCUUCGGACGCAACGAACAGCUGCAGGUGAUCGACUUCAGCGAAAACCUGCUCCAGAAGAUUGACCCAGCUACGUUUGCAGGACUCAAGAAGCUCCGAUGGCUGAGUUUGGAAUCAAACCAGUUGACGACACUUCCUGCGGGAGCAUUCCAAGGCCUUGAUCAACUCAAGGAACUCUAUCUGUAUGGCAGCAAGUUGACGACACUUCCUGCGGGGCCAUUCCAAAGACUUGGCCAACUCCAGAAACUCGAUCUGAGCUUCAACGAGUUAACCAGAAUUCCUGCGGGAACAUUCCAAGGCCUUGGUCAACUGCAGGAACUUGAUCUCUACAACAACAAGUUGACGACAAUUCCUGCGGGGGCAUUCCAAGGCCUUGGUCAACUGCAGGAACUCAAUCUGAAGUACAACCAGUUGAUGACAAUUCCUGUGGGGGCAUUCCAAGGCCUUGAUCAACUCAAGGAACUCGAUCUGGGCCGCAAUCAGUUGACGACAAUUCCUGCGGGGGCAUUCCAAGGCCUUGAUCAACUCAAGGAACUCAAUCUGAGGCACAACCAGUUGAUGACAAUUCCUACAGAGACUUUCCAAGGACUUGGCCAACUGCAGGAACUUGAUCUCUACAACAACAAGUUGACGACAAUUCCUGCGGGGGCAUUCCAAGGACUUGGUCAACUGCAGAAACUCGAUCUGGGCAGGAACAAGUUGACCACAAUUCCCGCGGGGACAUUCCAAGGCCUUGGUCAACUGCAGAAACUCUAUCUGAAUAGCAACAAGUUGACGACAAUUCCUGUGGGGGCAUUCCAAGGCCUUGAUCAACUCAAGGAACUCGAUCUGGGCCGCAAUCAGUUGACGACAAUUCCUGUGGGGGCAUUCCAAGGCCUUGGUCAACUGCAGGAACUCAAUCUGGGCAUUAACAGGUUGACCACAAUUCCCGCGGGGACAUUCCAAGACCUUGGUAAACUCCAGAAACUCUAUCUACGUAGCAGCCAGGUGGCCACAAUUCCUGCGGGGGCAUUCCAAGGCCUUGAUCAACUCAAGGAACUCAAUCUGAGGCACAACCAGUUGAUGACAAUUCCUACAGAGACUUUCCAAGGACUUGGCCAACUGCAGGAACUUGAUCUCUACAACAACAAGUUGACGACAAUUCCUGCGGGGGCAUUCCAAGGACUUGGUCAACUGCAGAAACUCGAUCUGGGCAGGAACAAGUUGACCACAAUUCCUACGGGGACAUUCCAAGGCCUUGGUCAACUGCAGGAACUCUAUCUGAAUAGCAACAAGUUGACGACAAUUCCUGUGGGGGCAUUCCAAGGCCUUGAUCAACUCAAGGAACUCGAUCUGGGCCGCAAUCAGUUGACGACAAUUCCUGCGGGGGCAUUCCAAGGCCUUGGUAAACUCCACAGACUCUGGCUGCACGACAGCCCUUGGAAUUCUUCGAGCGUUUGCAUUAAUUCUUCCUCGUUUCCGCUGCUGAAUGAUUUGCGGGGCGUAAGCUUUUGCCAACAUGUUUAGGGACUGAGCGCUUGAAGUGCAUCUGGCCCUUUUGCAACCACAGUUUUGGAAGCGCCACAGCAAGCGCAGAAAAGAACUUCACGUAUUUUACAUCAAAACCUAUCCACCUCGGUCAGCCAGCCUUGAUCAAGGACACGCACACAUUGUUUCUCGCCGUCAUGCAGGAAGUGAAAGGGAAACUGAUGGUUUCUCCGCCGCCUGGCAUCGGAGGAAAACCUCCUGGAACUUUUUAUUCAGUCGCUUGGGCUCUGAUCGUGGUUCACAAGCAUUUGGCAUGCACACUGCCUCACUGCUUCACUCAUCCAGAUCUCCAAGCAGUUUUUGAGAUGAAGCGACGAUGUGGUUCGCGCUUGGAUAGCAGGUUUCACUCUCACUUUUCAGAGGUUUCACGGCAAGGACCCUGAGACUCCCGGAUUGGAGUGAUUUGUUUGGUGAUUUGUGAUGCAGUGC